GAGAUUGCAUGUAAUAUAGUUGUACAGUUUGUGUGGUGAAAGGUUUGGAACUUGGAAGCGUGUGUGGAAAGAUAACCUGUAACCGGUCGAGAGUCCUACUGGAAUUAGCAACUAAAGGCACUGCCUGUUCAUAUCAUCAGACAUUAUGUCCAAGCACUGCUGCUAUGCUUGGUGUACUGAUUCAGGAGGAGCUGAUGUUGCAAACUGGGAGAUGUAAUGAAGCCAAAGCCUGCUAAGUGGAGGGGAGGUCUCCGAGGCAUUGAUUGCAAGCCAGUGAGCAUCCAGCAGAGCAGCUGUGAGCAUGCUUGCUGCCUCACAACAGUGACGUUGGUACCUUCUAGCAACACAGCAGCAGCAGCAGCUCCAUUGGAGAUGUAUUUGCGCAGACCCUCUGCAUUGCCUGAGUAACAUCUAUAGGGCAAGAGACAAUUGAGAAUCAAAACAAUACAGAAAAAAACAGCAAAGGUUUUUUUUUUGAUUGUUGAAAGCAUACAAACAGGAUUAAUGGAUAUUUCCAGGCAGUGGUUUUCCAGAACACAGAAGAGGGUUUCUUGAAUAAGCUGUCUAAAGACAUCCACGAAAUGCAUAUCUCACUUCACUGGUGUGACACGAGAACACUCUGUCAGCAGAUUCCAGCUUGGUUGAUGACCUAAGGAAGUUGCCGACCAUGGACAGUCCACCUAAGCUUACUGGUGAAACACUGAUUGUGCAUCAUAUUCCUCUGGUGCAUUGCCAAGUUCCAGACAGGCAGUGCUACAGUGCUGGCAAGAGAACCAAUCCUUUUUGUCAGCCUGACCUAGGCAUAAAAAGGACCACUUCACUUCCAGAGAGAGAUGUUUUCGAAAAAGAUGCAUUGUGUUAUAAGAGCUUGAUACAGCCAUCUGCUGCAUCUGUAACAGCUUUAGAAGAUCCAGAAAUCAAGCCUAGGGAUGCCAAGGGUCCUGUCAGUACUAAAAGAUACAAUCCUUUUCUUGUGAAUGACAGUCAGGAGCAAGAUAUUUUCACUGAAGGCACAUAUCAAAACUCUUUCCAUCUUCACAGCAACACGAACGUGAGCAAAGAUUCUUUUCAGUUGCAUGACCUUGCUUUGCAGCCAUUUCAUUUGCAUGAUAUUCACAACAGAGUGAAACAGUGGACUUUGGCCAGCAGAUCUGGUAUUGUCGAUGGUCAGGAAGUAAAAUGUGGUAGUGAUGGCCGCUCAAGAAUUGAGUCUGUUGAAUGUAUGGACCUGGAUGCUGUCAGCAGCCGUCUAGAUAGUGCAUCCACGUUUUCCAUAGAGUGUGGUGACCAGGAAUGGAAUCAAAGUCCAGAUGAAUCACUAAGGAACAAUGACGUUUUGCGUGGCAGGACAUGCAGCUGUUCAAGCAUGGAAAUGCACCAAGGGAGGUGCUACAAUCAUUAUGACCAAUGUGACCUGAUGGAACAGCAGAUGGGAUACAUCAGUGACUCAUCCUGCAACAGUUCGGAUGGUGUGCUAGUGAACUUUAGUGCUCUAUACAACAAAAUGAAUGGACAUUCAAAGUCCAACUUGAAUUCAGCUAACUUAUCCUGUGAUUCUUCCUUUUGCAGUCAUGCAGAUACAGGAGCUUUCUACUUGGACCUUCAUUCAUCCCCAACUGAUCCCAAGCCAUCAUGUGAAUCUCAGAGUUCAGAAGGCUCUGGGAAGGGUUGUGAAUGCCUUCACCAGUCUUCACCAGCUUUAGAUGCCAACUGCAAUUCAUACCAUCUGCAGUGUGAGGCUUUAGCUUGUCCAUCAGAAAAUUCAGACCACACAUCAUGUUUUCAAAGCCAGGCAAGGUUAGUCACUGCCACUCAGAACUACUAUAAGUUAGUGACAUGUGAUUUGUCUUCUCAGUCAUCUUCCAGUCCAGCCGGAUCUUCAAUAACAAGUUGUUCUGAGGAUCAUCCCAAAAGUAGCCCGAGUCAGCCAACUGAAUAUUAUUUGUUUAGAAAACCUGAGGGUGAACAGGAAAAUGUACAUAAUGAACGAAAUGGGUGCAGCAAGCAGAAUCCUAGGUCAGGCAGUGCUCAUAAUCUAAUAGAAGGGCAGGUUUAUGUCAACAUUUCACCUCCUAAUAUCAACACUGGAAGACAGAGGUCCAGGAGUUAUGAUCGUAAUUUAGACAGGAAUCCCCAACCCAGACUGGGCUCAUUAGAGCGCAUGAUGAGUUGUCCAGUUAAAUUGAGUGAAGGUCGAUCAAUUUGUCAGAUGUCACCUCCAAAACGUGUGACAUCAUUUGCAGAACUGGCCAAAACUAGAAAGAAAAAUGGAAAUUCUCCCCCUCAACGUACAAGUGCUGAUUCAUCUCUUGAGUUCUCUCCGAUCUCAGAACGUCAGAAAGGACCUUUAUUUCAGGAUAUGGAUGGGGACACUCACUGCCAGAGUCUUCCACCAAUGCCAUUUUUUCAUUGCCUUGAUAAGAGCCCUGACACCUCUGUGGUAGAAUAUAGCUCUGGAGGAAGCCGAAGGGAAAGCUGCAGCAGUGGAUUGUUUUCCAGUGGAAGUUCUUCCCAGAAUGUUAGUAGAAAAGAACAGCUCUUACAGACACAGAUGCUUGACGGACCCAGCUCAUCAGUGGGAAGUGAUGGAAGCAAUCAUAUGAUGUGGGAUUUCAGAACUAAAGCAGAAGGUGACACAGCAGAUGACAAGUCAGUUGUGCGAUACAGCAAAGAUCAGCGCCCAACUACCUUACCCAUCCAGCCUUUUGUUCUACAGCACCACUUUAGUAAGCAGUUACCCAAAGUCCGUCCCUUACCGAAUCCUUACAGCUCUAGCCGCUCUCAAGGUUACAGUGUCCCUAGCAGUCAACCCACAAGUCAGACAAAUUCUUCGGAGUCCCAGUCAUCAAUGUCAAUCACAUCAGCUGGUUGCUCAUCUAACCAAACACAAAGCACAAUUGCAAAGCUAGCAGCUGAGAAGAGUGGAAGUCAUUCUGCCGUUAUAAAUGACUGUUACAGGAAGAAUCCAGCUCCAGGUACCACCAGACCAUCACCACUAGGAAGUUAUUCUCCUAUUAGGAGUAGUGUGCCUUUUCUGCAAAGUACUGACUCUUCAUCAUUCAUACUUUCUCCAGAAAGAAUUAAUGGUUGUCUUCCUCCCAGAAGUAGAUCUUGCCCUGUAACAGCAAGUCUUCUUCCUGUAGGAUUUUCCCCAGUUAGAGGAUCUGCCAUGUCUGGUACACCUCCUGUGACAGAGCCAAGAAGUGUGGAAAAUAGACAGAAGGAUAGUCCAAAACCGGUGACACCCAAAGAACGAGCAUUUAUUCAGAACAGUGAGGUUACUGGACACUACCUGCAUCACAGUGCAUUACCACCACUUGCAUCAGUGAACCUGAUUGUGGAUAAAGUGAGCACCCACACAGAAUCACAGAGAAAAAAAAGUACAGAAAGUGUCAAGCAAGUAAUAGCAAAUACUGCAGCUGCAAAACCACUAAAUGCCAACCAUCUCUCUCCUCAAGCCCUAAAGUGGCGGGAAUACAGACGAAAAAACCCACUUGGUCUAGGCCGCAUGUCUGCUGGAUUAGCUGGCAGUUUGGACAGGAAACAUCCAGAUGCUCGACUGAGCAAGAAGAGCUUGAUUUUCGAUUUUCCAAGCACUGUUGGGGUCAGCCAGCUUCACUCCAAACUACAUGGUCAGUCUGUGAAACACUUGCAAAGCUACUACAGUGACUUCUUUCCAGACUACUUCUCAGUAACAGAGAAACCUCCUGCAGAGUUCUGCCUGUCACCAGAUGGUGUUACUGAGUCUGUUCCUGUAGAUCUGCUGCAGAAAAAAGAUCUGGUGAAGGCUAUAAACACAGCAGUGGACCUGAUUGUUGCUCAUUUUGGGACCAGUCGGGAUCCUGGAGUAAAGGCAAAGCUUGGAAACAGUUCUGUGAGUCCAAAUGUGGGGCACCUCAUCUUGAAAUACCUGUGCCCAGCAAUCAGAGACAUCUUAACAGAUGGCCUUAAGUCUUAUGUAUUGGAUAUGAUCAUUGGUCAGCGGAAGAAUGUACCUUGGAGUGUAGUGGAGGCAUCUACCCAACUUGGUCCUUCUACCAAGGUGCUUCACAGCCUGUAUUGCAAAAUAAGUCAGUACUCCGAACUGACCAAUCACACUAUGAGAUUUAAUGCAUUCAUCUUUGGACUGCUUAAUAUCAGAUCCUUGGAAUUUUGGUUCAACUACCUAUAUAACCAUGAAGAUAUUAUUUUGGCACACUAUCAGCCAACGGGAUUCCUGGCCCUGUCUCAUAGUGUAUGUCAGCAGUUGUUCGAAGAAUUACUUCUGCUUCUGCAGCCCCUUUCACUGCUGCCAUUUGACCUUGACCUUUUCUUUGAAUACCAUCUACAACAGAUGGGAAAAGAGCAGCAAAAGAAAAAGGAACAGCUUAGAGUAAAGCAGGAUCUUCUCCAGUCAGUUCAUUCAACUUUUCAGUUAAUGAGGACUCGGGGUAGUGGUCAGGAAAGUGGAACCAGUGUGUGUUCAUUUCCAGAACUUCAGAGAGCAGAUGGUGAAGUUGGAAGUACAGGCAUCGUCGAUGAGUCAGAAGUCAAGUGUGAAAGAAUGAAUGCAGUAGGAUCAUCAGUGACAGAUAGUGAAGUGGAAGAGAGUCAGGAGUCUGAGAGGAAGAUGAAGGAACACGCGAUGGAUAUUCGGAAGGAUAAACAAGCUGGAUGGUGGUACCAGUUAAUGCAGAGCUCACAAGUUUACAUAGAGGAUUCUGGGGAAGGAUCAAAGUUUAAUAGACUGGAGAAACGAAAAAAACAAGGGUUGGCAACACCUGCUACAAAACUGCUACAGAAGUUGGAAGGGAAAAGUCAACCACCUCCUAGAGAAGGAGUUGUAGAUGGAGCAGAAGAUCACCAAGAACCUGAACAAGUCAGUAGAGAUGAGCCAAAAUCAACGAGGGAAAAAUGCACUUCUAAAGCAGAAACUGAUAAAAAUCAUAAUGUGUUUAAAGAACAGCAGGAGUGCUCAAAGGGCAAGCCUUCCUGGAUGGGUAGCCCACCAGAGUCAGUCUUACAUGAACUGAAGCACAAUGCACAGAAAGAAAAUGAGGCUUUAUCAAUACGGGCAGAGUCCCAGAUGGACAGGGUAACUACAGCAGCAGAUGAGAGCAAUCAGGGGAUGAAAUGGGGACAUCUGUUUGGAGCUAAUCCCAGCCAAGGAAGAAGAUCACAGGCAGAAACUAGAUCGAAAAACAGGUUGCCAUCUGACUGGCUAGGUUUGGACAAGUCAGUCCUGCAGCUGAUGACCCAAACAGUCUGUGCAGGUAAAUGGAGAGAGAUACAGCCAGGGAUGGUCCGAUCUCCUUCUGAUGGUCAGCAGCAGGAUCAGCAGGAGCAGACUGCAGAUGUAAGAUGUACACAGUCGCCACCUUGGGAUGUUAAGGCAUUGUGCCAUCACAUUGCAACAGAGAAGGGACAACUGAGUUUUAAGAAGGGAGACAGUCUACGCGUCUUGGCAAAAGUGGAUGCCAACUGGCUCUACUGUAGUUCUGGGACUGAGGCUGGACUUGUACCACUGACAUAUGUGACACACACAGAAGAUGAAAACUGCUGACCUACAAAUAUAACGAAACCAUGUACAUAUAUGUGGAGAAAGGUCUGAAAACUCACAUCAAGAAAGCAGCAGUUCACAAUGGAAUUCUGUAAUGCCAAUUUCUUACAUUUAGUUUUUAAGUAAAGGGAAUCAGAAUAGUGUCCCAUGGUUGCUUUCAUACUGGGAUGCAAGACAGCCACCUCAUGCAGAGUUUCAGUGCUUAGCAGUGAGACAAAAUGGCACUAUGCCUUUCCUGAGAGCUGUGCAUGCCAUCUGCACAAAGGCUUGUCAUUCAGCUUCCUAUAUUUGGGUCUUUAACCUGACUAUGGGACAUGUAUGUAGCAGAAAUCAUAAUACAGUAUAUAUGUUGCACUUUUUAAUAAUUAUUUAUUAUUUAUUGAUAAUUGUAUAUUAUAUUUAAAAGUUAAAGUAAGCUGCAUGAUUCUGUGCAGUGCACUAUAGGGCGUGAAAGAAGUGUGUGUCUGUGUCUGAUCUGCAUUGACCGCAUUCAAAAUUCUGUCUGGUUUGGUAGUGUAGUGUAGAGUCUUGUGGAAGGGCAUGCCAUGUCUGGCUGCCAUACUAGCAAAACUGAAAUCAGGACAUUAAAUGGUAUUUUUUUUAUUUGUUUAGAGCUCAGCCCUAAUGUCUGUUGUAAGACUGUUGAAGUACUGCCUCUCUCAGCCCUUUUAGGCAGUACUGCUGUUUUCUUUUUUUGUGACAGAUUCUUAAUAAUGAGUGCCAUACAUUGGAAGCAAGUGUACACCAGAAGGAAGAUAGCUGCUUCUCAUUUGUUGAGCCCCUUGAAAAAUGCCCUGUAGUGACAAGUUUGGCAUCUAAAUUCAGACUGAUUGGUUUGUAAUGGAGUUAUUUUUCAAAAUGUCUUUAGAUUGUCGGAUAAAUAAAUAACUAGUCACAGAGUAACAGGGAAAUGUAAGAGAGUAUAUUUAAAUACUGCAGAAAGUGAUGCAAUCAAAGUUUUAUGAUUUUUGUUUUCAUUAUAACCAACAUGGAUGCCCCUUUAGAACUGCUUAUUCUGAGAACUAUAUUCUGAAAUGAAUGUUGUGCUCCUCUAAUGUUUAGUGGGCAGCUGUUUCAUUUUAACUGUCCUCAGUUGUCUUCAAAUGGGAGCACUGAUUUCAGUCCUAAUAGUUUGAUAACAGAUACAGUAACCUGCCAUUUUGUACUAAGCAUCACAUUUUUCUUAUGUUUACACCUGAUUCAUAGUAACAUAUUGCUGUUAUUUAUUCCUGAAUGUUUACAAAAUAAAGUAUUUUGCCAAUUAUAUUGCUUACUUCAGUUUCCCUUAUAGCCCAUCUGUUUGUAUUUUGUCCAUUUUGUGGUAUUUUUUUAGGUUUUCAAAAACCAUUUGGCUAAAGGAAUUACACAGUUGUCUGGUAUAUGCAAUCACACCAGUUUUGCAGUGCCAGAGAUAUUUUCUGAAACAGUUUUUUCAGCACUAAUAACUUCUUUCACAUCCUUACUGCAAAUGACAGGCAGUAAACAUGAGGACAGUAUUUGUGCCUUGGACGGGUUUUGUUGGGUGGCUGGACUGCCUAGACCUGCACAGUCAAAUCCUGAACUAAUGUUAAACUGAAACUAAUUUGGCUUUAAUGUUUUUCCAGUCUGCUUUAUAAUUCUGCUUGUUGUUUGAGGCUGGCAAACAGACUGAGGGAUUUAUAUAGUAUUAUAAUGUUUACCACCUGCCUGUACAUAUGCCAUUUGUGAAUUUAAACCCAAUUUAUUUUUAUUUUAUCCACCAUGUAUUAUGUGUAUCACAUUUAUUGAUUUGUUAUGCAUAUUUGAUUAAUUAAAGAGGUGCUACAUCGAA
Molecule: messenger RNA, 7349 nt
Organism: Protopterus annectens (West African lungfish)
Lineage: Eukaryota; Metazoa; Chordata; Ceratodontiformes; Protopteridae
Gene: RUSC2
Product: RUN and SH3 domain containing 2
Exons: 14
Coding region: 668-5542 (1624 amino acids)
Cellular component (GO): cytoplasmic vesicle
Molecular function (GO): protein binding
Source: RefSeq, a predicted model, not a curated record